Molecule: messenger RNA, 5216 nt
Organism: Paramuricea clavata
Lineage: Eukaryota; Metazoa; Cnidaria; Anthozoa; Malacalcyonacea; Plexauridae
Source: the annotation of a GenBank genome assembly
ACGAUGAAAAACACAGUGAAAACGAAUUUUACUAUCUCACAAAAGAUAUUUCUCUUCCCGAUAGCAUUGAUAUAGAAACGACGUUUUAUUUGGCAUCUUCAUUCGCGUGCGGGAGGAGUGAUUGGGGAAAUCCAGAGAAGGAAUUAAAAAAAAAUAAAAAUAUUAUUUACCGGUAUGGUCGGUCCGUAUAGAGAAAUAUUUCUCUCGGUCUUAAAAACGUCCUUCGGCCUCGGGCCGUUUUUAAGACCUCGAGAAAUAUUUCUCUAUACGGACCUCCAAUCCGGUAAAUAACAUAUAUAUAUUUUAGUCUUAAAUAUUGAAGUGUAUAUCGUAACCCUGUAGGGAAAAUGCCAGAAGCGCCCGAUUUAAAGAAACGGAUCAUGAUCUGUCCAAUGCGUAUGUUAAUAAGCACUUUCAUGAAAAUCUCAACUUCCAGAUGUUGUUUUAGCACGGAAAACAUACCCUGGGUGUCCGGAUAUCCAGCUUGCACGAUUCACCUUUAUUGCAUGCAUGUUAAAUAAAGUGCAAUAUAUCGGCGCUGUGGCCUGUGGGUGCCAAAGGUUUUUCCACGCUCGCAAAACAAAACACGUCAAAUAGCAAGGGGGUUAAUUAUAUGUGUGGUAUUCCUGCGAGCGCGACUUUUGGCACCCAGGAUAGGGAAAACAAUGAUUUAAGUGCAUCAUUUUGUUUUCCACCUUUUUUAAGGUACGCGAAAUUACUACUGCGGAAAUUAUCGCACUUGGACUGCGCGACGGCCAAACGAAUUUUAGUACAAUUAAUGUUAGUAGAGUAUCCGGAUAUGUCGCCUGAUAAUGUGUACAUAUGUGUAUAUUUAUUUUCGUCUGAGAAACGAACGACAGAUGACCCGUCUCUAUAUUUACAGUACAAAGUGGCGAAGUUGAAGUAUUUCACUCAAUUUUACAUUUUCUGCACGUAGCCAGCCAACCUCUGUCACCUCUUCAGGGGUUCUCUUCAGUUUAAACCGGCAGCCCCUAGCACGAAGUUACCUGCACUGUCUCUAAAUUGCCGCACUUAUACAGGACAAACUAUCCGACCAAUUGCCUAUUCUUUGCUGCAUGAAAUUAGUAUAAAUUGCAAUAAUUUAAAUUUGAGAGCGAAGCAAAACUUUCAGAUGACAUUAAAACGUUUCCUGUUCAUCACCCCAGAAUGCUGACAUUGUGGGCAGUUGAUUCGUCAAGAUGACUUUAUAAUUUGUCGCAAAGAUCAUUGUUUUUCUUUUCUUCGCUCGUUUGAUAUCUUCACCAUUCUUUCAAAAUUGUCGAUAUCUUUCAUAGCCUGUAGUCCUUCAUCUUCCAUAUCAUUUUUAUCAUCAUCAGCAUCAAAACUUGAUCUAAAUAGAAAAUAAAAAAUAUAUAUAUACUGUGUACCGUAUUUUGAUUGGGAUGCAUGCAUAUAGUUAAACAGAAAAUCGAAACAAAGACCGAUCAGGAUCUGCAACCCGUCAAGACGUUGCAGUUUUUUACUUAUUUCGCAGUUUUUGACUUGUUUUGCAGUUUUAAACAACUAUUUUGCAGGCGCAAAACAAAGAAAUGUGGUUUCAGUUACAACGAAAAAACACCAAACACGACAACGCUUGCAUAACGUAAUAGCGCACCCUUACUGUUACAGUACCACACAUACAAACAGCUUAACAGGUAAUAACAUGACAAACAGCAACAAAUAAAUUGCAAAACAAACUAAAUUUGUUGACUUGCCGCGUCGUAGAUCUUAGACUCCCUAUUAUUGCCGUUCUGUUGCAGUCCACUGCUUUAUGAGAGUGAAUGUAUGUUAAUGAUUGUACAGUAUAUUCAAAUGUUUGGAAUUAUAUUGUUUUCAAAAUAUGGAGGUCUCGUGUAUUAGCAUAUAGCAUGACUCCACAAUGAUUUUUCGAUUGCACAAUUUCAUAGCAUGAUUCCACAAUGAUUUUUCGAUUUUCACUGACCGAUAUAACUUUGAUGUUGGUUUAAGUUUUUGAAAUAUUUAGAAGCGCUAUAACAUUUUGAGUUAUUUGGUCUACAUAUCUUAGUUUUGAAGUUUCCUUUCAUUAGCUGUUUUAUUAACUUUCAAAAGUUGAAAAAUCGCGUCGCGUCCGAUGUGUUUAGGCCUUGGCUUAAGUGGGUAUGGCUAGCUUCGCCACUGAGCUGUAUACAGAAUGUCGGUAUACAAACUUCACUUGUAUAAUAUAAUAUCGUAUUUGAUAACGUCUUAACUUACAAUUAACGUCUUAACAAGUCUUAACUUACAAUUCAUCUACAAAAGUUCCUUUACUGCUCUCUCUUAUAUUUUCUUUCUAUAGAAUUGAAAUUAUACAACAAUUUAAGCAUAGCCUAUCGAAGGGAAGAUGGCUGUGAAACUCAUUAGAAUAACAAUAUAACUCAUUAUGAUGUUAGUCAACGUUUAUUCAUAAAUCUGGUCGUUUCACCGUCACGUGUAGCCUCCUGCGCAGACGUUGUUAGUGGCUCGGCCACUAACAACGUCUGCGCAGGAGGCUACGUCACGUGUGUAUUGUAUUUUUACCAAAUCCACCAAUAGCAAUUUCCAGUUUCCCUAUUGUUCGAGUCACGGAUAGGUGACUUUCCUAAAACAUUGUUAUUGGUUAGUUGGGCAAAAAUACAAUACACACGUGACGGCGAAGGACGACCAGAUUUAUGAAUAAACGUUGAUCAACAUAGAUAAUGAGCUAUAUUGUUUAAGAAGGCUGCUUUAUACCCGACUCUCAAAAAGUCUGUCACGGACUACGAAGAAUUUUCCAACUUUCGUCCAAUCUCUAACUUAAAGUUUAUUUCGAAGAUGACUGAAAAAGUGGUUUCCUUACGUCUAUUGCAUUAUCUUCGAAGCAAUGGCCUCGAAGAACUAUAUCAAUCUGCUUACAAGCAAUUCCAUAGUGGUGAAACAGCACUUAUUCGUGUACAGAACGACAUUUUACGUGAGAUAGAUGGAAACUCGGGUGUCAUACUACUACUAUUGGAUCUAUCAGCUGCGUUCGAUACGGUGGAUCAUACGAUCUUGCUCCAAAGAAUGUACUCUAAAUUUGGCAUCAAGGGUGAUGCAUUAAACUGGUUCAGGUCCUACCUAUCUGAUCGUUCUCAGACUGUUUAUGUUAAUGGCGCUACUUCAGACAGCUAUGAUGUGUUUUGUGGUGUUCCCCAAGGAUCAGUCCUAGGUCCUAUCCUAUAUCUGAUAUACACUUCACCGAUAGGAGACAUUUUACGAUCUCAUGGCAUGAAAUUUCAUCUAUAUGCCGAUGACACUCAAAUCUAUGUCUCGUUCAAUUAUAAAGAUCAGAAUGACCUUAAGCAAGUUAAGUCGUGCGUAGAAGCCUGCCUCGUGGAUAUUAUGAACUGGAUGUCAGAGAAUAAAUUAAAACUUAACACUGAUAAGACGGAACUUCUUAUUUUGAGUUCCAAAUUCCGGGCAGAGCCUAUAUUCCCUGUGUUGACUGUGGGCUCCGAUAUAAUUACUCCAACACCCCGCGCUCGGAACAUUGGUGUUACAUUUGAUAAAUUUCUUACAAUGUCUAUACAUAUUAAUGACAUAUGUAAGUCAGCAUUUUACCACCUACGGAACAUUGCUCGUGUUAGAAGAUACCUGUCGAUGCAUACUACUGAACAGCUUAUUCAUGCUUUUGUGACUAUUAAACUAGACAAUGCGAAUGCAUUGUUGUACGGUCUUCCUAAGGAUCAGAUUGGAAAGUUACAGCGUGUUCUAAACUCUGCAGCACGACUGUUAACUGGAUCCCACAAGUAUAAUCAUAUUACACCUAUUUUAAUACAGCUACACUGGCUACCAGUCGAGCAACGGAUUAUAUAUAAGAUUAUUUUAUUGACAUUUAAAGCGUUAAAUGGACUUGCUCCACAAUACAUUGCGGAGAUGAUCAGCCAUUAUGAACCUUCUAGGUGUCUUAGAUCCUCUAAAGCUAAUUUACUUAAUGAACCAAGAUUUAAUGUAAAUAGCUACGGUGGUAGAGCUUUUUACGCAAGUAGUCCUAGGUUAUGGAAUAAAUUACCUGUCUCUAUUAGAGCAUGUACAGAUAUUUCUGAAUUUAAGAGUAAGCUUAAGACCCACAUGUUUAAAAUACAGGUAGCCUAUGAUUUAUAGAUGUAUAUAAGUUUAUAAGUAUAUAUAAGUAAUAAUUAGGAAAUUUGUUAUAUUUUAUUGUAAAUUUCUAGAUUAAUGAAUGUAAAGCGCUUAGAUCUAUGUGUUAUAAGCGCUAUAUAAACUUGUGAUAAUAAUAAUCUACAGUCCGAUCUGCGCAUGUGCACAAAUGAGCCCACUUUUUAUGAUACAAACAGUUUAACUAUGUUUUGAGUUCUUGAAAAGCCUGAUUGUUGUUUCUUGAUCAUUUAUUAUACUCUAGAAGCUUGAAAAUAUAAAUAGUUGUCGAAUAAAGCUCAAUAUUUUGGACACAAAAAUGUAAACAAAGGCUUUGUUUACAUACGGACUGUAGAUCACCUUUAAACUCCCUAAUGGCUCGAUUUACUUCUGGUCGGCGUUCAUCAAUCAAAAUGUUGCUUGCUUAACCAGCGUGGUCUUUUCAUUUUUAUGAUGUAUGUCAUACAAGUGCACUUUUAUGUACGAUGUAUAUCAUCAUACAAACACAUUGAUAACCUAACCUGACCGCCACCCCGCCAUAUGGCAUAGAUAAUAUACAUAAUGGCAUACAUAAUGAAUAGAUAACAGUAUGCACAUAUGUCAACGUGGAAAAAACCGCUUGGCGAAUUUUUUCGAUAACCAAUCGCAUUUGUUGUUCGAGAUUUGUUGUUCGCAAUUCGUUCCUGGAAUUGCGACACAAUUAAUUUCUGGCUUCAUUUUCAAGAAACUGAUCCGUGCCCGAUCUAGUCUUAUGUCAAAAUAUGUCAGUUUGUAGACACACGGUAAUAACUAUGCAUAUCCUAAUAGUGAAUAUGAUUAUCGCCCAGCAUUGCAUUAGCUUCGUGACUAAUUAUAAUUUAUGUAUGAUUAAAAUCGACAAUUUGUGUGAUAAACGUUUGCUUUGUAUCAUACCCUAAUCUUUUAAUUGGUUUGUAUGCGUCAGCCUUGUUUCUUAAUCACGUAAGAAUAUUUUCUUAAAAUAUAUGUUCGUGUUGAAACAAACAUUAUUUCAGUCAUGCCAAAGCCAUAAACGUGCUUACGUCAAGGAUCAGGAAAAUUAUUAAGCCAACUACAAAGAAAAAAAAAAUUGUGCGAUAUAAUUUAUAUGUGCAUAAUUUGUCGUU